GUUGGGGGAGGAUUCACACACCUGAUAAAUAUCAGUUCAGUCGUGUUUCAGGUCAAUCUGAGUGUUUCAGACAUUAAGAGUUACUAUCGUGGGCUUUUCAGUGAACCGAUGAAGAAGAUGUUUCUCAAAUUAGUUUUGCUCUGCUUGUGUUUGUGGCGUCUGGAUGUUUGUGUAAGUGUUGGAGGAAUGGCAAUGAUAGUGUCAGAGGGAGAUUCAGUCUCUCUAAACUCUCGUCUCACUGAAAUGAAGGAUGAUGAUGUGAUUCAGUGGAACUUUGAAGACACUUUAAUAGCAGAAAUCUAUAAACGGGCCGACAGAAUUGCUCUAUAUGAUGAUGUUCUUGAUGGGAGAUUGAGAGACAGACUGAAGCUGGACAAUCAAACUGGAUCUCUGACCAUCACACGCAUCACAACUGAAGAUACUGGAGUUUAUAAUUUACUGAUCAACAGUGCGAUCAGAGAGAGAAUCGGGGUCGUUGUCGUUGGUGUUAUACCAGAGUUAGUGUCAGAGAUGGAGGGAGAUUCAGUCUCUCUAAACUCUCAUCUCACUGAAAUAAAGGAUGAUGAUGUGAUUCAGUGGAGGUUUGGAAAGACUUUAAUAGCAGAAAUCAAUAAACGGGCCGACAGAUUCACUGUAUAUGAUGAUGUUCUUGAUGGGAGAUUCAGAGACAGACUGAAGCUGGACAAUCAAACUGGAUCUCUGAUCAUCACACACAUCACAACUGAAAAUGAAGGAGAUUAUCAACUACUGACCAACAGAAUUAGGAAAUUCAAGCUCUAUGUCUCUGGUGAUUUUACAAUGCUUGUGCCAGUGCUGGAGGGAUAUUCAUCUACUCUAAACUCUAGUCUCACUGAAAUAAAGGAUGAUUAUACGAUUCAGUGGAGGUUUGGAAAGACUUUAAUAGCUGACAUCGAUAAACGGGCCGGCAGAUUCACCGUAUAUGAUGAUGUUCUUGAUGGGAGAUUCAGAGACAGACUGAAGCUGGACAAACAAACUGCAUCUCUGACCAUCACAAACACCACAACUGAACAUGAAGGAGAUUAUGAACUACUGACCAACAGAAUAAGAAGGAAUUUCAAGCUGAUGAUCUGAUCACAACGGCAUGUUUCAAAUAUAAUCAGAUUUUUUUUUGUCAUUAGUAUUUCCUUUAAGUGAUCUUUGAGUUUAUUGUGAACCUGAAUGAUAAAUACUGAUUAAAGAUUUAAAGUUUUAAAUAUU
Molecule: messenger RNA, 1218 nt
Organism: Pimephales promelas (fathead minnow)
Lineage: Eukaryota; Metazoa; Chordata; Actinopteri; Cypriniformes; Leuciscidae
Source: RefSeq, a predicted model, not a curated record